UGGCAAUAAUAAACCAACCACAAUGAAGAAAACCAUACUAGAAAUAGUCAAAGACUGUGACAACUUCCCCUACAACCAACCUGGCGAAACAGCCGCCUACGAACAACAGCUCUCUAAACUAUGGAAAUUCUUCCUCCCCAACGACCGCAGGCCCCACGGCUACCUCGUGGAGUCUGUCGUUGAACGCAUGCCCUGGACAGAAGAUUUCCAUGUACUUCCCGCCCCGCACAAGGAAAUCCAUCUUCUCCCACAGGACCAUGCUCGCGAGCAAGAAACCUGGACAGAGCGCUGCGAGCGCAGCCUCGAUGCCCUUAUCGCGCUCGCCAGAGCAAGAGGUGUCUUCCCCAGACUGGGCAAGCGACGGGAUGAGCGGUUUCCCAUCAUCGGGGCCCGGUUCCCGGUGAGUAUCGAGCGCUCGGCCAUAUCCCUGUUCGGGAUUGUCGGGCGCGGUGUGCACAUGACUGUGUACACAAGGACGAAGUCCGGGUUGAAGAUCUGGGUGCCGCAGCGGAAUCCGAAGAAGUCGACGUAUCCGGGGAUGCUAGAUAAUGCUAUGCCGAUGGAGUGUUUGAUUCGCGAGGCGGAGGAGGAGGCAGGGAUGGAGGAGAGCGUGGUCCGGAAGGCGCAUGCUGCCGGCACGGUGACGUGGUUCAAUAUCAGUGAUGACCGGGCAGGUGGCGAGCCAGGACUAAUGAAUCCUGGUUUGCUGUAUGUUUAUGAUCUCGAGGUUGGCCCUGAGGUAAUGCUUAAGCCAGUGGAUGAGGAGGAUGUUUGUGUGUUUCAUCUAAUGGAUAUGCGAGAGGUGCUGGAUGCGAUGGCAGAAGGGAGGUUCAAGCCCGCGAGUGCAAGUGUCAUGGUCGACUUCUUUGUCCGACACGGCCUGAUUACAGCGGAGGAUGACGAUGAUUACCCAGAGAUUGUUUCGAGGCUGCAUAGAUUGCUGCCUUUCGCUACAAGUCCUGGGGCUGGAAGGACAUGA
Molecule: messenger RNA, 979 nt
Organism: Aspergillus novofumigatus IBT 16806
Lineage: Eukaryota; Fungi; Ascomycota; Eurotiomycetes; Eurotiales; Aspergillaceae
Product: putative thiamine pyrophosphokinase
Exons: 3
Coding region: 23-979 (318 amino acids)
Source: RefSeq, a predicted model, not a curated record